Messenger RNA from Capra hircus (goat), 5450 nucleotides. RefSeq names its product NACHT and WD repeat domain-containing protein 2. NCBI's taxonomy places the organism in Eukaryota, Metazoa, Chordata, Mammalia, Artiodactyla, Bovidae. Gene Ontology annotation, molecular function: protein binding. The record is from RefSeq and is a predicted model, not a curated record. Bases 1 to 5238 code for a protein of 1745 amino acids. The transcript has 5 exons.
AUGAAAAGGAGAAGUAAAACCCAUUUUAAGCUUACAGCACAGUACCUUGACAAGGACAGUAAUACAGUACAACGGCUGGCAUAUAGGAGCUGGCAUCGAGUGAGCAGGCAAGAAGAGCUGCUGAAUGGAGUAGAGGAGAUAGGAGAUGGUAGUGCUGAAGGACUGUCAGCAAUAGGAAGUGCAGGGCAAGCUACAGUUUCAUUCACGCCUGAUGCUGAGGGCACAGGUUCUGGUUUCUUGCUGGAUUUACUUCUAUCUACCCUCUUGAAUAAACAGUCCAGUGACGGCUUGGUAGUACCUCUUUUUCUUGUCCUAGAUGACAUGGUAGCCUUGGGUUGUAUUCAGAACGGCUGCUACAACCUUUGGGGCCUAUUAGGUGAAAAAUAUGGGAACAUCCGAAUCCCCGGAGAAGUUGAAGCCUCAGAGUUUGAAAUGAUCUUGGAUGCUGCCAUAGAGGCGAAGCUGGACACCAAGCUACUGGAAGACUGGUACUGUCGGGAUGAGAACUCAGUGCCAGCCGCAUAUUACCUCAGACCCAGAUCAGAAAUGCUGAAAAGCAAUAAAAAUGCAAUGCAGCCUUCUGCCAAUGACGAGAAUGAGAAGACCUGGCAAGAGAUAUCAGAUGAGAUCAAGAAGAUAUUUAAGACUGCUGUAAAACUGCUACAUGAAAAGGGGAAAAUGAAACACAGCCAAGCCAAGAGGUACCUGUUCUCAGCGAUAGAGGAUGAAUUUGACUUUGCUCUAGGAAAGCAAACUCCAGCAUUCCUGAAGAAGUGUGUUUGCUAUAUUAGGAAAAUUGCUAACAUUGAGCGUUUCGUGAAAAUCCCAGAAAUGGGAAAGUACAUGGAUAUAACUGGAACAGAACCAAGAAUUAUUCGGGACCCUGAAGCCCAAGAGAAGCUGAUAAAACUCAGGGAUGAAUUUAUUCCUACCAUUGUUGCUUCAUCUAAUCUGAGAGUGUACACGUCUGUUACUCAUUGUGACAUGAAACUAGGCUAUUCCCAAGAAAUAGAAAACCAUUACAUAGAAGGACUUGGUAAACAAUUUUAUGAGGACAUGAUUGACAUAAUUCAGGCCACGGUACAACAGAAUUUUGACACAGAAACUGACACGCUCUAUGAUGAAAUCCUUCAGCAUUCGUCCUUAUGUAAAACAUAUGCCUCCUUCUACGAGUACAAAUGUGAAUCUCUAAACAUCGUGCAUAAAUACAUUCUUCCAAGCAAAACCGGGCACAUCAACCCACUUAUUAUAUACGGUGGACCAUGCACUGGAAAGACCCUUCUGCUAGCUGAAGUAGCAAAGAAGGCUUAUGGCUGGCUACAUGAAGACACAGGACCAGAAUCUGACCCAGUUGUAGUCGUGAGGUUUCUAGGAACCACAGACUUGAGUACUGAUCUUAAGUCUCUCCUUCUAAGUGUUUGUGAACAGUUGGCAGUGAACUACCGGUGCCUGGUUCAGAGCUACCCUAAGAAGAUCCAUGACCUCCGUGACUUAUUCAUAAACCUUUUGAAUGAGUCUUCAUUGCAGAGACCUCUCGUGGUCAUAUUCGAUGCCCUGGAGCAGCUCUCAGAAAGCGAUGAGGCCCGGAAGCUCUGGUGGCUUCCCGUGCACCUUCCCCGCUUCGUCCGGAUCGUCCUCUCCACGCUGCCCAACAAACAUGGGAUCCUGCAGAAACUGAGGUGCCUUAUCCACGAAGAAGACAACUAUAUCGAGCUGAUUCCCCGGGACAGGAAGAUGUGCAGCCAGGUGCUCAAACACCAGCUUCUGCGGGUCAAAAGGAAGGUCACGUCGGGCCAGCAGAUUUAUGUGAACAACGCCUUCUCCAAGUGCACGCUGCCCAUGUUUGUGAACCUGACCUUCAGGGAGGUGAGACACUGGCGAUCUCACAGAGACGUCGAUGAGUCCUCCCUCUGUGUCACUGUGCACGAAAGCAUAGAGCAGCUCUUCUGGUCCCUGGAGCAAAAGUGUGGGCAGAAACUUGUCUCCCGGGCUCUCGGUUACAUCACCAUGGCCAAAAUGGGUUUGAGUGAGAUGGAGCUGGAGGACGUGCUGGCCCUGGACAACAGUGUGAUGAAUGAGCUCAAUGAGAGUGUGAGGCCCAGCAAUCCCCUGAGGGUACCUUAUCUGUACAUCGCAAAGCUCAAGGAGGGGCUCAGUGGAUACCUAAUCGAGAGACACGUGAAAAAUGUCACCCUGCUGGUCUGGGCCAACAGACACCUGCAGCUCAUAGCCCAGAAGCUGUAUCUGCAGGACAAGAGCGACCUACAUGAAAUGCACACCAUACUGGCAGAUUACUUCCUGGGAGUCUGGUCAGGGGGCAGGAGGAAAGCUUUCUGCCUGGAAGACCCCUACCUGAAUGGCUGCCUUGACUUGGAGAGCAAAAGCCUGCUGGAGGAGGAGAGACACUUCAUUGAGCAGGCUUCCUUUGACAGGCAGGCCCCUGACCAGCCCUGGGUCUUCCAGUGCAAUCCACUGGAGCCUGACAUCUUUUUUGUCAACCAUCGGAAAAUGUGUGAGCUGCUGUACCACCUGACAAGGUGUGGGAAGACUGACGACCUACUCUACGGCAUCAUCAUGAACUUCAGCUGGCUUUACACCAUGAUCAAAAUCGGCCAGUUCGACAAAGUGCUCGCAGACAUUGAGCUGGCUUACAACUGCUCGCAGGAGAAGGAGCUGAAGUUCCUGGCGAGCACCCUCCGCAGCAUCAAAACCAAGGUCGUUGCGUUCCCCGGCUCCCUCUCUGCAGAGCUUCAGCAGAGGCUGCUGCCUGUUGUGAGCUCCCUGCCCAAACUUAGACAUCUUCUCUUAGAAUGUGACAAAGAUGGGCCCAAAUACUGCUCCAUUGUGCCAUUACACUCAUCCAUGGAUGUGACCUACAGCCCAGAGCGACUUCCCUUGUCAUCUAGUCACCUGCAUGUCACUGAGAUUCUGCCCACCUGUAACCCCAGUACGGUCCUCACGGCUUUAGAAAAUGGUUCCAUCAGCACUUGGGAUGUGGAAACGCGUCAGCUACUCAGGCAAAUCACAACAGCCCAGUCUGUCGUCCUUGGCAUGAAACUCACCAACGAUGAAAAGUAUCUUGUGGUGGCAACAACAAAUAACACCCUGCUGGUUUACGACAAUGUAAAUUCUUGCCUCCUGUCUGAAGUAGAAAUCAAAGGGACCAAGCAUGGAAGUGGCUCCACCUACAUCAAUGGAUUUACACUGUCCGUCAAACAUGCUCUGGCCUGGCUCGAAGCCAGCAAAGAUGUCACUGUCAUCGAUCUGCUCUAUGGAUGGCCCCUUUACCAGUUCCACUGCUGGUACGAAGUGACCUGCGUCCAGUGCUCACUAGACGGCGUGUAUGCCUUCUGUGGACAGUACCUGAACACCACCACCAUCUUUCAUCUAGGGAGUGGAGAAAAGUUAUGUACAGUGACAUCUGAAUUUUCAGGUGGGUUUGUGAAGUUCCUUCUUAUCUUGGACACAGCUCAGGAAAUGGUAAUGGUAGACAGUGAGGGCAGCCUUUCUGUUUGGAACACACAGGACAUCUCCAACCCCCAGCUGACUGAUGACUUUGACUGUCGCAGGGAAGACAGUGAGGUGGUCAGCAUUGAACUUUCAGAGGACCAAAGUGCAGUUCUUAUCUGUAAGGCCCUCAGCAUCGAGCUCUUAGACACUGGCCUGUGGAAGGUGGCAGAAAAGUUCAGAGCAAAACACAACGAACGCUUUAUAUCAGCUGUGCUGUCCAAGAACGGAGACUGCAUCAUCGCGACCAUGGAAAACACCCCGGCCGUGUUCUUCUGGAGGCGGGACACGGGGCAGUGUAUGGCGAGCUUACAGGAAAUCUCAGGUACCAUAGUCAAGCUGGUAAAAUCCAGUCACCACAACAUGCUGCUAUCCUUAUCCACCAGCGGUGUUCUUUCCAUUUGGGACAUAGAUAUAAUCACAGCUAUGUCCAACAUAGAUAAGACUGGAAAACCCAUCCAAAGUCUGGUGUUACCUGCUCGUGGGGAGAUCAUUUAUUCCCUCGAUGGCUCAGAUUGUGUUCACAAGUGGAACUUCAGCAGCGGGUUCCUUGAAGCAGUGUUUAAGCACGAAGGAACGGUUGAACACUGCGUGCUGACGUCCUCCGGAGAUGUCAUGGUGACGUCAGACGAUAAGAGCAGCCAGUAUGUCUGGCACACCAGCAGUGGUGAAAACCUCUUUCGAAUUAAUGGGCAGAGAAUCUCUCAGCUGCUGAUUACACACAAUGACCAGUUUGUGGUCUCUCUCUGCGAGGAAAAUGCCUCCAGGGUUUGGAGACUGGCCACGGGCCACAGGGUGUGCAACAUCCUGACCAGUCUGCAGAACGCCUUCAUCACCUCUGCGAACACCUUCGUGGUGGGCAUGACCAAAAGCAAGGUGCUGGCAGUCAGUCUUUGGACAGGAAGCAUCACCAAGAAGUUCUGCUGCGAAGAUGGCACCACUAUUGUGAAUUUUAAAUUGAUUCCCGACUGCCCGGAUAUCAUCGUGUUUAUCACGUCGGCGGAGACGGUUAAUAUCUGGAGUCUGACAGAAGAAGUGAUCUGCCGCCGCGUGCAACUUCCAAACAACUUUCUGAAAAACCUAGAGGAUUUUGAAAUCUCUCCCAAUGGAAAGCUAGGCAUUAUUUCCAGGGGAGAUGAGAAUAUCAACGUGCUGGAUUUACACAGCGGCAAAUUACGGGUGGUGCAUGCCUCUGGGGUCAUUUGGAGGCAGAGGUUGUCUCGAGACGGGCGCUACCUGGUAUACAUUUGUUUCCGAAAUGGGGAAGAAGAGGAUGAAAAUGGUGCAAUAUCCAGUUUGAUUGUCAUGAGACUGGCCGAUGGCAAAAAUAUCGGUGCUUGUUCCCUUUAUAAAACACCAACUUUCCUUGCCCUUUCCCAGCGUCACCUGAACAUCAUUGUGGGUUUUGACGAUGGCAGCAUAGGGAUAUACACCGUGGUGGACCGUGUAGAUGCUGCGCUGAAAAUUAAAAUCGCCACUUCAAACAGCAGACAAAUUUUCAACAACGCGACACAGACAUCCAGGCCAAAGUGUAGUAGUUACUGUUUUAAAGUGUCUGUGGAUUGCCUAUGGAGAGAGUCGACUGAGGUUUUUGCAAGAGACAGCCCCAUCACCGUGAGUGACUCCUCAGAACCGAACGAGUCAACACCCUCCAAGAAACACAACUCCUGCUACGAGCGGGUGUGCUCUGCCCUGGAAUCCAGGGGCCACAGCUAUGCCCCUGACAACUAACAAAAUGUUUUUCCUGCUUAGCAGAACUGCAUAAUACACACAUAAAAGGAAAAACAACUACCUUCUGUUUCCCAAAUGGUACACAUUUCUUCUUAAAAGAUAGGUAAAAAAAAGGAACGAUGCUGCAGUUCUAGUAUUAAUUAUUGCCAUUCUCAUACAUUGAGACAAUCCCCUGGAGAAGGGAAUGGCAACCCACUCCAGUAUCUUGCCUA